Porites evermanni is the source of this 1085-nucleotide messenger RNA. Lineage: Eukaryota; Metazoa; Cnidaria; Anthozoa; Scleractinia; Poritidae. The record is from the annotation of a GenBank genome assembly.
AUGUCCUCUCAUAGCGGCUGCAGGUCAGGAAGUGGCCACAAGAAAAUCUUCGCCAAAAACUCAGCGAAGCUUCAGUCUAGGCGGAAGACUCGUAAAAGGAUUUUGUUGGAUGGAACAAUUUUCGCAUCUUGGGUUUCUGCGAGGAUCAAGUGCGGAUAUGACAACGAUUUUUUUUUGACAACUUUUUUAUUGUUAGGAGGCAGGUCCCCAUCAGCCUCUGGCUGCCUACUCCAACCAGCGUUCACAGAUAAAGUAUGUUUACAUGUAUGUCUGUCCAUGUCUAUUUUUUAACUCUUGACAUCUGCAUUAGCCCAGAUAGAGAGUAAAGUCCCUCUUUUCUUUGUUUUUGAAAAAGUAGAUUGGAAUCGCGAACUUAAUAAUCAAUAAAGUUCAAUUUUAAUUCAAUGGAAUUCAGUAUCAAUUCAAUUUCAAUUUGACAAUGAAAUUCCAGGUCAAUUGAAUGAUGAUGAUGAUGAUGAUGAUGAUGAUGAUGAUGAUGAUGAUGAACUUUAUUCAUGUGACGAUGUAUUUAGCUGACACUAAUUGGGGACACAACAUAAAAAUAUAAUAAAUAUUGAAUAACAUGAUAUAUAAAAGAUAAGACAAAUUCAAUGUCAAUUCAAUGAAGUUCAAUUUCAAUUCAAUGAAAUUCAAUGUCAGUUCAAUGAAUUUCAAUGUCGUCUCAAUCAAUUAACUGCAAAGCAUCAAGGUUCUUACAAAGCAUCGUAGAUCUUACAUACGGAAAUCACGCUCUUCCAGCUCUUCUCGCCAUUUGCAGAGAAAUUCAAUGUCAGUUCAAUGAAUUUCAAUGUCGUCUCAAUCAAUAAACUGCAAAGCAUCAAGGUUCUUACAAAGCAUCGUAGAUCUUACAUACGGAAAUCACGCUCUUCCAGCUCUUCUCGCCAUUUGCAGGUAAAAUGGAGAAGCAGCUUCGAAGUCUUGCCGCUUUCUUAGGUGAAUGCUCUAGAAUAGUUUCCCAGGUCUUGGAUAGUAGUGAUUCAAGUUCAAAUGGCAACAUGACACGGGUUUACCAGCAAAUAGCAGGAGAACAGCCAGCAAUGUUUCAAGUGCAGUCUCGAGAAUGA